AAACAGGAGCGAUCUCGUUUUGACAUAUUUAUACUUCCCUGGUUGGUCUUGAAGUGGAAGUGGGGGUAGCAACCCAAGUUGGCUUCCUGGUUUUUCUGGUGCAAUUUCAACAGAGGUUGUGGCUUGGCUGUCUACGCUUCUUAGAUGUUUCAGAGUUCUCCCAUCAUGUAAGGCGGUGCAAUGGGCGUGCGCGCGCGAGCGGAGCGGGGCUGACCCGUGGACGCGGCCCACCUGCUGCGGGAGCCCGCGCUGCGGCGCCCGGGCUGCGAGGGGGUCUACGGGCGGAGGCGGGGGAGCCGCGGGCCACCGAAGCCGGAGCGGCUCGUGGGCUGGAGCUGCACCAGCAGGCGGCCUCCGCCGCGCCCCGCCGCGCGCUACCAAAGAUGGUCAGAGGGUCGGGAGGCGCCCCCGCCCCCGCCCCCGCCGGCCGCUAGUCCGGGUCCGCGUUCCGCGCAGCCAGCAAGCCAUGGCUCUAAAAGGACAAGAAGAUUACAUUUAUCUUUUCAAGGAUUCGUCGCAUCCAGUGGAUUUUCUGGAUGCCUUCAGAACGUUUUACAUGGAUGGAUUAUUUACUGAUAUUACCCUUCAGUGCCCUUCAGGCAUAAUCUUCCAUUGUCACCGAGCUGUUUUAGCUGCCUGCAGCAAUUAUUUUAAGGCAAUGUUCACAGCUGACAUGAAAGAAAAAUUUAAAAGUAAAAUAAAACUGUCCGGCAUCCACCAUGAUAUUUUAGAAGGCCUUGUAAAUUAUGCAUAUACUUCUCAAAUUGAAAUAACUAAGAGAAAUGUACAAAGCCUUCUCGAAGCAGCAGAUCUGCUGCAGUUUCUUUCGGUAAAGAAAGCUUGUGAGCAGUUUCUGGUCAGGCACCUGGAUAUCGAUAACUGUAUCGGGAUGCACUCCUUUGCAGAAUUCCAUGUGUGCUCAGAACUAGAGAAGGAAUCUCGAAGAAUUCUGUGCUCCCGGUUUAAGGAAGUCUGGCAACAAGAAGAAUUUCUGGAGAUAAGCCUUGAGAAGUUUCUCUUUAUCUUGUCCAGAAAGAAUCUCAGUGUCUGGAAGGAAGAAGCUAUCCUAGAGCCGGUCAUUAAGUGGACUGCUCAUGAUGUAGAGAAUCGAAUCGAAUGCCUCUAUAACCUGCUAAGCUAUAUCAACAUAGAUAUAGACCCGGUGUACCUAAAGACAGCUUUAGGCCUUCAAAGAAACUGUCUGCUAACUGAAAAUAAGAUACGUUCCCUAAUAUACAAUGCCUUGAAUCCCAUGCAUAAAGAGAUUUCCCAGAGGUCCACAGCCACCAUGUAUAUCAUUGGAGGCUACUACUGGCACCCUUUAUCAGAGGUCCACAUAUGGGAUCCUUUGACAAAUGUUUGGAUUCAGGGAGCAGAAAUACCAGAUUAUACCAGGGAGAGUUACGGUGUUACAUGCUUAGGACCCAACAUUUAUGUAACCGGAGGGUACAGGACAGACAACAUAGAUGCUCUUGACACAGUGUGGAUCUAUAACAGUGAGGGGGAUGAGUGGGCAGAAGGCUUGCCUAUGCUCAAUGCCAGGUAUUACCACUGUGCGGUCACCUUGGGGGGCUGUGUCUAUGCACUAGGUGGCUACAGAAAAGGCGCGCCUGCAGAGGAGGCCGAGUUCUACGAUCCUCUGAAAGAGAAGUGGCUUCCUAUUGCAAACAUGAUUAAAGGUGUGGGAAAUGCUACUGCCUGUGUCCUACAUGAAGUCAUCUAUGUCAUCGGCGGCCACUGUGGCUACAGAGGAAGCUGCACGUAUGACAAGGUGCAGAGCUACAAUUCAGACAUCAACGAAUGGAGCCUGAUUACGGCCAGCCCGCACCCAGAAUAUGGACUGUGCUCAGUUCCGUUCGAAAACAAGCUCUACUUAGUCGGCGGACAGACGACGAUCACAGAGUGCUAUGACCCGGAACAGAACGAGUGGAGAGAGACGGCGCCCAUGAUGGAGAGAAGGAUGGAAUGUGGGGCUGUCAUCAUGAACGGAUGCAUCUAUGUAACCGGGGGCUACUCCUACUCAAAGGGGACGUAUCUGCAGAGUAUUGAGAAAUACGAUCCAGAUCUUAAUAAGUGGGAAAUAGUGGGCAAUCUCCCAAGUGCCAUGCGGUCUCAUGGAUGUGUUUGUGUGUAUAAUGUCUGAGUCCUCAGGACCGACCAGGACAUCACUAGGGACAUAAUCAAAAGAGUGCAGAGUUUGGGGUGCCUUGAUAUUGGCACAUGCUAGGGCAUUGGAAAAUUUCAAUUCUAACCCUGCACCAUUCCCAGGCCCAGUGAUUACUGGGGAAUAGCAUAAGAAAAAAUGUGAUGUAUGUAUAACAGUUCAAUUAGGAGAGUUAACCCCUCCUAGAAUCUCUGCUUUUCAAAGGUAGAAUGGAGCAUUUGACACGCGGCGAAGGUGAAAGCCUUCAUAGUGAAUCUUUUCUUCCUGGUAGCAUCAACACUGGGCAUAGGUCAAAAUCAUUCAUUCUGAGUUAUAAAAUGUCUGUUUAAAAAAAAAGUCUAUGAUGAAGCCAGACAUGGUGGUGCACACGCCUUUAAUGCCAGAACUUGGGAGGCAGAGGCAGGCAGAUCUCUAAGUUGAAGGACAUCAGGGCCAGCCUGGUGUACAUAGCAUCUUCCAGGCCAGCCAAAGCUACACUGAGAACCUGUCUUUAAAAGCCUAUGGUGUACCUGGGUAUAGUACAGGUCUCUAGCUGGCAGGAAUCUGAAAUAUAAAGAGGGAACCGUCUCUACCUCUACAAAAACAACACUUUAAAAUGUGUCCCUUUAGAAUUAGUUAGAAUGUGGAUUUGCUUACAGUCUCUUUCCUUUGUGGUGUAUAUAAUUUAUUGCUAGUAUUCAUUAUUCACUAUCAGAGCUACGCUAAACACUGUACAAAUGAUUGUUACUGUUCAAAGAGUUUACAACUCAACUUAAAAGAAUAGCAACUUAAAAAUGAUCGAGAAAAUAAUCAAAUAUUUGCUGAUGCUAAGGGCUGUGUUUAAUUUCUAGCUUGGGUAUAAAUUGCUAGUUUGGGUUCUGGCUUAAGCAUGCUGGCAAAUCCUCUUUUUAGUUAGAUGUCUGCAUAUAAAAUUGAAUUCCAGGGCCAGAAAGCAUGCAGAACAGCUGUGAAGCAGUAGAAAAUGUAUCAAAGAGAAGAAUUUACAUUUAUUUGCCAGCUCUGCCACUAACCAGAUUUUGUGACUUCAGUCUCUGAACACAUCUGUGACUCGAGUUCUUCACCCAUUACACCGACACUUUGAGUCAUGGAGUUUUCUGUAUCGAGAGCCCCUGGACCUUUGAAGCCAGAUGAGGCCUGGGUGGCCUGUGUGCCGUGACCUGAGAAAAAGGGGAAGAGCUGUUUAAGUAACUUAUCUGAACCUGAGACUAUUAUCUGUUCCACGCCAGGUUGGUUUUAUUGUUUUGUUUUUAAAGAGAGAAUACUUAAUUUUUACUUUAAAUAAAAACUACUUCUUAUUGCAAAAAAAAAAAAAAAAAACUUUUAAGAAGACUAUUUAAUAUUCCCUUCAGAUGGCUUUUUAAAUAGAUACAACCCUUUGGAGUUACUCUACGGUACUUUUUUAUAAAGAGUCAGAAAGGUGACUGUCCUGGGCUAGUGAGAUGACCUAGCAGGUGAGAUUACUUACCUCGCAGGCUGGAGAGCUGCAUUUGACUCCGAGAACUCACUGUGAAAGGAGAGCACAGACUCCUGGAAACUGUCCUCUGCCUUCCAUAUGUGUGUUGUGCUGCAUGUACACACACACACACACACACACAAUGGAAGGAAAUUAAAAUUUUAAAGAUGACUAUAUCCUUUGCCCUGUGAGCUCUUGUUAUCUUUAAAGAUGAAAAAUUUAAAUGCAUGAGAAUGUUUAUGUCUGCAUUGUGAACAGUAGCCACAGUACAGAGAAAAUCUCUAUGUUAAAGAAAGUGUGCUAAUGAAAUAGUGAGGUAUAUCGCCAUGACAAUGACCAUUGGGAAGACUGUAGACAUGUGAUGCAUCUAUGCUAAGUAAACACGGUCAGUCGGGGCAAGCUGGUACUCACACUGUAACGCCUUUACGCAUGCGAGAGGUAAUGUGCUAAGUAAUGCAAGCUGUUAGUGUAAGGGGAUGUGGAACGGCUUUAAGUUUAUUGAAUCCUUUUCUUUGUAUUUUCAAUAAAAAUAAGCAAGUCACCAU
Apodemus sylvaticus (European woodmouse) is the source of this 4162-nucleotide messenger RNA. RefSeq names its product kelch like family member 23 (gene Klhl23). Gene Ontology annotation, molecular function: protein binding. The coding region runs from base 467 to 2143 and encodes 558 amino acids. Lineage: Eukaryota; Metazoa; Chordata; Mammalia; Rodentia; Muridae. The transcript is spliced from 5 exons. The record is from RefSeq and is a predicted model, not a curated record.